UUUGUUCGUGGGUUUUGGUUUUGAGAUUGAGAUUUGAGUGGGGGAUUGGGUUGAGGCGGCAGCAAGCCUAUAUUUGAAUCACCAGUGGAAUCAAGAAUAUCUGAAUCACCAAUGAAAUCAAGCAUAGUUGAAUCACCAAUGAAAUCAAGAUUAGUUGAAUCACCAAUGGAAUCAAGAUGCAGCUAUGAAUCAGAAUCACCAAUGGAGUCAAGUUGGAGCUCUGCAGAGAACAAGGCCUUUGAGAUAGCUUUGGUGGCGGUUCUAAACGAAACCGAAUUGCCUGAGCGAUGGAAGAAGGUAGCAGUCAUGGUUGGAGGAAAAAAGAGCCCUGAGGAGAUGAAAAAACAUUAUGAUGCACUUGUUCAGGACAUACAGUCGAUCGAUUCUGAUAAGGUUCCCAUACCCAGCUAUAGAACUCCUCAUAACUAUAAAAUUACUCAUACUUAUUCUUCUUGGGCCUCCGAAUCUGACUAUAAAAUUCCUCAUACUUGUUCUGCUUGGGCCUCCGAAUCUGAAGAACAAUAUAAAAUUCCUCAUACUUGUUCUGCUUGGGCCUCCGAAGCGUUCGAAUCUGAAGAACAGAGGCUUAGAUACUUCAAUAUAGAGUGACAGAUAUCUUCAAUCUAUUGCCAAGAGUGAUGAUCUCCAAAACUGCCAUGGCCAAGAUGCAAUUUUGUUCGAUUCGCAUAAUUCAUUUUGAUGUAAAAUUGGCAGUUUCAUAUUUUAAUGAAUAGGGUUAACCUUUCUCUUCUUCUUUUUUUAAUUUUUUAAUUUUUUUUUAUUUAGAAAAAGAAAGGCCAAGUUAAAAUAAGGGCCCAGUUGGAUAGGAGGAA
Messenger RNA from Amborella trichopoda, 833 nucleotides. RefSeq lists its product as uncharacterized. The record is from RefSeq and is a predicted model, not a curated record. Lineage: Eukaryota; Viridiplantae; Streptophyta; Magnoliopsida; Amborellales; Amborellaceae. Gene Ontology annotation, molecular function: DNA-binding transcription factor activity.